AUGAUGCGUCUCUCUUGGAUCCUCGCUGGCAUCGCGCUGCUCGGCAUGGCCAGCACUGCCCAAGCAGCCACCUUGACGUGGGAUUGCACACGUAUACCCAAUAUUUGUAGUAACGAUUGUUUUGCUAUCAAUUGCGCUGGCAAGCCAACAACGCUGCACCGAGACUCGGCCAACGCUUCUACCAACCGGGCCAAGACGGCGUGCAAGUCGCCCAACCGGUGUGCCAAUGGUCCGUCGGAUGCCAACUCGUGUGACGAGUACCCCUACGCUUCGUCGCAAGAGGGCGGAGCAGGUAGCGUCACCCGUUGCGUACCGUCCACCGAGAACUCCCGUCAGGGCGGCACACUGUCGAGCUUCUACACCAACAACGGCAUCGAGGAUGGUGACGCGUACAAUCUCGCCUUUGCGUCCACUUCAGGACUGCAGUACUGCUCCGGCUCGUGCACCAACACCGGCAACCAGUUGCAGCAGCGCAACCUCGCGAUCGGACCCCAGUUCACCCCGCGCUUGUUUGUCACUGAGGAGGGACAGGAGCUCACCAUGUUCGAGCGCGUUGACAGUCCCGGUUCGCUCGACAGCGUCGUGGGAACUCAGACGUGGUUGGCGUUCGAAGAGCGAAACGUCACCAUCGUCCGCGCUAUCCUUUGA
Messenger RNA from Kalmanozyma brasiliensis GHG001, 648 nucleotides. RefSeq lists its product as uncharacterized. Lineage: Eukaryota; Fungi; Basidiomycota; Ustilaginomycetes; Ustilaginales. The transcript has 3 exons. The record is from RefSeq and is a predicted model, not a curated record. The coding region runs from base 1 to 648 and encodes 215 amino acids.